CAUUGCCGUGAGUCUGAUAAUCGUGUCAUGCGGAGCUGAAGUCAACCUCUGGUAUGAGGUCAACUGUUCAUCAUACCUCAUUUCCUUCACCCUGGCCAUCGUUAUAAUUAUUGACAUCCUCUACGCUAUCUUCCUCCUGAUGGUGUGUUUGAGUUAUGGAGGAACGUGCCAGGACCAACCAGCCUUCACAUCACUCAAUAAAGCUAGUGUGGUGGUGUGGUGGGUGGGAGUGCUGACCUUGUUGGUGACACUGGGUAUAGGAGUGGCCUGUAUUGUUGUGGGAGCCUCAUACUGCCCAGCAUGUUGUGACCAAGACUGGAUAUCUACCUGGCAUAUCUUCUUUGGGGUAGUGACGGUGGUGUUUGUGGUGAUGCUAGUUUACAAAGUAAGAGACUACAAUCAUCUAGACGCUAGCUGGGUGGCACCACAAGAAGCACUUGUCCUGCCCAUAGCCGUCCUAGCUAUCCUGCUCCUCUCUGCUAUCUUCGUGGGAUACCUGUGGCUGGCGGAGUCUCGAGAAGAAGCUUGUUCUGGGUCAGCACCAUGCAGCAGUGACCUGACCACCUUCUCUGUGGUAGUCAUCGUCCUCCUGAGUCUCCCUUUGCUGGUGUUCUUCUAUGUGACCGCAGCUGUGGGCCUCCUCACCGCCUUCUUUGUCAUCUUAUCCUUCAUCUACUACUGCAGCGGUGAUGCUAUGCACCAGGAGGUGAAGAUUUUACAUGAAAAAUGAAGAAAAACUGACUUGAGCAUCAUCGCUACCACCACCCUUUUCUCUAUAUUAUUCAACACUAUGUGAAGUUUUUAUCUGAGAAAUAAAGAAAACACAGAUGCGUUACAGAACUAAAUGCCACCGGAACAACAGUUUGCCCUUAGAGUUUUAAGAUGGUGUUGAUUUAAUAACUGUAUGACAUGAUAAAAGCUCUUAUGCAUAUUUAAACGCAGUCAUUAUAAAAUAUUGCUCAACAACUACGUACUUUCUUCAAUACAAACAGCGGUACGACAUUUGGACUAAAAGAGAAGAGAGUUUUUCCGAUGCUAUUAUUGUUGAUAGUACAUGAAUAAGACACGGGAUGAAUAAGACAUGUGUGCAAUUCUGAAUUCAAAAGAAGAUUAAAUAUAUUAUGUUAAUUUGAUGAAUUCCAUGGGAUUAGCACCAUGGCAAAGUCCCAGCCAUAAAACCUGUGUCCACCCUAUGUAUAAACAAGGUGUUAGACUCCUCUCCCAAUGUAACAGCAUAUUUAUUUGGAUUCAAUCACCCAAUAUUUUCUUGUUUGAUAUAUACACCUAAAAUCGGUAUGCCUAGAAGUUAGAGUAAAUUCUUCCUGUUGAUGGGCUAAAAGAUUUGUUCAUCAGUAGAUGCUUGACAGUAUUUUCUUUAUUAGAGUCAAUUCCUACACUAAGUUGUUUCAAAAGGUCGAGUGAGGUCAGACAAGUUUUUAUUAUAAGGUAGAAUAAGUCCAUUAUCAUGUUUACACUCAACUCUUGAGGAUGUUCUGCUAAAAGAUGUCUUAACUUUAAUAAAGUCCUUCUUGACUCAGAUGU
Cherax quadricarinatus is the source of this 1542-nucleotide messenger RNA. The record is from RefSeq and is a predicted model, not a curated record. NCBI's taxonomy places the organism in Eukaryota, Metazoa, Arthropoda, Malacostraca, Decapoda, Parastacidae.